Rhodotorula graminis WP1 is the source of this 411-nucleotide messenger RNA. RefSeq lists its product as uncharacterized. The record is from RefSeq and is a predicted model, not a curated record. Gene Ontology annotation, cellular component: membrane; endomembrane system. Bases 1 to 411 code for a protein of 136 amino acids. Lineage: Eukaryota; Fungi; Basidiomycota; Microbotryomycetes; Sporidiobolales; Sporidiobolaceae. The transcript has 3 exons.
AUGACCGACAACCUCAAGGCCUCGGCUGCCGACAAGCUCGUAAAGACGGCAGACGCCGUCGCGUCGGCCCCUGCCGGCGACAAGACCGAGCUCGACCCGCCAAAGGACACGCCCUUCACCAAGGACGAGCUCGCAAAGUACGACGGCAAGGACGACAAGACGCCCAUCUACGUCGGCAUCAAGGGCCGCAUCUACGACGUGUCGGCCAAGCGCGACAUGUACGGCCCGGGCUGCGGCUACCACGUCUUUGUCGGCAAGGACGCCUCGCGCGGCCUUGGCAAGUCGUCGCUGAAGCCUGAAGACGCCGUCGCCGACUACUCGACCCUGACCGACGAGGAGAAGAAGGUCCUCGACGACUGGGAGAAGUACUUCCAGAAGCGGUACAACAUCAUCGGGCGCGUCGCCGAGUGA